GGCAAUAUCUCACUUGCGGCCACCGUCGUGUCCCCAACGUCAGCCAACGAAGCAUAGUGCCGAAGCGUUUUGCUCCACUUCCUCGCUAUCUCCGACGAAGAAGAGGGAGAGGAAGACGAAGGGCCAAACAGAAGGGGAAGAUAUGGCUUCUCGAGUCGCCUUCCUAACGGAACCAUUCCUCUUCUUCACCCCCUUCGGAGGAAGGAGGAACGGCGGAUCUCCCAGGGUUUCUAUGGCCUCCACCAUCCCCUCUGCGGCCGCCGCCACCAAUUGUUCUUCUAGGAUUGAGACCCCCAAAAAGCUCUUCACUCCUCGCGAGAUGCAUGUCCAAGUCACUCAUUCCAUGCCUCCUCAAAAGAUUGAAAUUUUUAAAUCAUUGGAAGGCUGGGCAGAGGAAAAUAUAUUAGUGCAUUUGAAGCCUGUCGAGAAGUGUUGGCAGCCACAAGAUUUUCUUCCGGAUCCUUCAUCAGAGGGAUUCUAUGAAGAGGUUAAGGAACUGAGAGAACGGUGUAAGGAGAUUCCUGAUGACUAUUUUGUUUGCUUGGUGGGAGAUAUGAUUACUGAAGAAGCUCUUCCUACAUAUCAAACAAUGCUAAAUACCCUUGAUGGUGUUAGGGAUGAGACAGGAGCAAGUCUUACCUCAUGGGCUGUCUGGACUAGGGCUUGGACUGGUGAAGAGAACAGGCAUGGAGAUCUUUUGAACAAGUAUCUAUACUUAUCUGGAAGAGUGGACAUGAAACAAAUUGAGAAAACAAUCCAGUAUCUUAUUGGUUCCGGAAUGGAUCCCAGGACCGAGAACAAUCCCUACCUUGGUUUUAUUUAUACAUCGUUUCAGGAACGGGCAACCUUCAUCUCCCAUGGAAACACUGCUAGGCAUGCUAAGGAGUAUGGAGACCUCAAGUUGGCGCAGAUAUGCGGUAUAAUUGCAUCUGAUGAGAAGCGCCACGAGACUGCAUACACUAAGAUAGUGGAAAAACUGUUUGAAAUUGACCCAGAUGGCACUGUUCUUGCAUUUGCUGACAUGAUGAAGAAGAAGAUUUCAAUGCCUGCUCAUCUGAUGUAUGAUGGAUGUGAUGAUAAGCUGUUUGAUCACUUCUCAGCUGUUGCACAGAGGUUGGGUGUUUACACAGCUAAGGACUAUGCCGACAUAUUAGAGUUCCUUGUUGCAAGGUGGAAGGUCGGUGAGCUAACAGGCCUCUCUGGGGAAGGUAAUAAAGCCCAGGACUUUGUCUGCACUUUAGCUCCAAGGAUUAGAAGGCUCGACGAAAGAGCUCAAGGGAGAGCCAAGAAAGCAUCAGUCAUACCCUUCAGUUGGAUCUAUGACAGGGAAGUGCUGUUCUAAUUCAGUAAUCCAUGUAAGCAAUUCUCACUUUGCUGUCCAUUUGCUUAUUCAUAGAGUGUCAAAGAAGAUUUAGAAUCAGGUUCAUGCUAUGGCUUUCUUUUGCUAUGGUGACAUCGAUUUAGGAAGGGUACAAUCUUCUAAGGUAUGGUAAAUAGAUCUCAUGGCUAAUGCUUGCUUCAACUAGGUUUUCAGAUCAAGAAAGGUUUUUUAUCAUUAUAUUUUAUUUUUCCUGGACAAGUAUGUUGUUUGUUUGAGUGGGAUAAUUAAUAUAUAUGGAGCUUUGUUUGUUUUAAGAGAA
Zingiber officinale is the source of this 1640-nucleotide messenger RNA. Its product is annotated as stearoyl-[acyl-carrier-protein] 9-desaturase, chloroplastic-like. The record is from RefSeq and is a predicted model, not a curated record. Gene Ontology annotation, molecular function: stearoyl-[ACP] desaturase activity. Gene Ontology annotation, cellular component: chloroplast stroma. Lineage: Eukaryota; Viridiplantae; Streptophyta; Magnoliopsida; Zingiberales; Zingiberaceae. The transcript is spliced from 3 exons. Bases 143 to 1342 code for a protein of 399 amino acids. Gene Ontology annotation, biological process: fatty acid biosynthetic process.